AUGAGAGAUUUAUAGUCAGAAUUAAGAGCCCUAUAUAUUAAAUUAGGAAUAUUUUAUGUAUUUUUAAUAUUUGAUUUGAUUUGGUCAUCCUUUAUUGAACCAACAACAAUGAAUCAAAUUUCGCAAGAUAUAAAAUAGGGAGAAACUCAGAUACUAUGGAUGAGUGCCCUUCAUAUCAUAAUAACAGGAAUCAUAUUUGUGUUGUUUUGCACUUUGAUGUGGCAAACUUAACCGCUUAAAUUGGGUAUGGUUAAACUUCUAGUUAAGGAUUUUUUGUAUGUUUUUUUGGUUAGCGGAUUAAUGCUUAUCUUAGUUGUGAUUGAGAGAGUAGCCAUAUUUAUUACUAAUACUACAUCAAACUCUGUGAUUGUAGAAGUAAUCAAAGAAAAUUGGUUAAGUUUCUUCUAUCAACUCUUCUUUUAUAUAAGAUAUAUAAUCAGACCAAUUUAUUUAUUUGUGAUGCUACAUGGAUCAAUGAAAAUUGCCAAACCCUAUUACCACAUGAGAAACCCUGAACUUUUCCUUAAUUGA
This is a messenger RNA of Paramecium tetraurelia, 531 nucleotides long. RefSeq lists its product as uncharacterized. The record is from RefSeq and is a predicted model, not a curated record. The transcript is spliced from 3 exons. NCBI's taxonomy places the organism in Eukaryota, Ciliophora, Oligohymenophorea, Peniculida, Parameciidae.